Hyla sarda is the source of this 1184-nucleotide messenger RNA. RefSeq names its product deoxythymidylate kinase (gene DTYMK). The transcript is spliced from 5 exons. The coding region runs from base 9 to 653 and encodes 214 amino acids. Gene Ontology annotation, cellular component: cytoplasm; cytosol; nucleus. NCBI's taxonomy places the organism in Eukaryota, Metazoa, Chordata, Amphibia, Anura, Hylidae. The record is from RefSeq and is a predicted model, not a curated record. Gene Ontology annotation, biological process: dUDP biosynthetic process; dTTP biosynthetic process; dTDP biosynthetic process. Gene Ontology annotation, molecular function: dTMP kinase activity; ATP binding.
GGCUGAGGAUGGCCGGACGGAGGGGCGCUCUCAUAGUCCUAGAGGGCGCAGACAGGGCUGGGAAGAGCACCCAGGCCCGGAGACUGGUGGAGGCGCUGAGAGACCAAGGCUACCAGGCGGAGGGCAUGCGCUUCCCAGAAAGAACAACCGAAAUUGGUCGUCUUGUUGGCUCUUACCUUGAGAAAAAAAGUAAUAUUGAAGAUCAUACUGUUCACCUGCUGUUCUCUGCCAACCGUUGGGAGCAUGUUCCUCUCAUGAAAGAAAAGCUGAGAAGCGGAGUCACUCUUGUUGUAGAUAGAUAUGCAUUUUCUGGCGUGGCAUUUACAAGUUCAAAAGAGAAUUUCUCCUUGCACUGGUGUAAGCAGCCUGAUGUUGGACUUCCAAAGCCAGAUCUUGUUGUCUUUCUAAACAUAACUCCUGAGGAGGCUUCUAAACGUGGGGAUUUUGGAAAUGAACGUUAUGAGACAAGCGCUUUCCAAAAAAAGGUGCAAAAACGCUAUGCUGAACUUAUGGAAGACAAAUCUCUUAACUGGAAGGUUAUUGAUGCUGCACAGAACCCAGAAGAUGUUCACAAUGCUAUAAAACGGCUAAGUGAAGAAACCGUGAUGGAAGCCAGGGAUCAACCAAUUGGGAAGCUGUGGAUCGAAGACUAAUGGGGAACAUGUGCUGAGAUUGAUUGCUUAGACACAAGACACUUAAGGGCACUUUAUUUGUAAAGAUAUUAACAGUUAUUGAAUGGCAUUAUCUUUACUUAAAUGCUAUCAAACUCUCUUAUAUACACACUUUACUGCCUGCUGUACAUUGAUUUUGUUUGGUUUUUAGAUGUAAUAACCAUGCUGACUCCAUUGUCAUUUUUUUAACCUUGAAUAUUUAUGUGCAAGCAAUGGUGUUGCUGUAUACUACUUGAUACAUGGGUCAAUCUAUAGUUACAUUCAGUGAUGCGAAGUUGAAUUCAUCAUAUGUAAAAAUUAUGUACGUACAUAGGGUAAAUGUUCUCAUAAAUAUUACAUUGCCUUAACUUGUUACAUUUGCAUAAUGACUGAUUUCAUUAUUUUAUCGUUCUGGUGUAUUUGCAUGGUAAAUUAAAGUCCAUAUGUUGCUACGCUUCAACCACAUGUACAGUACGUCCUGAAUAAAGAUUUUAUUGCAGCUGAAUUCUUUUCAAUUAAAUGAGUUCCAAUAAA